Messenger RNA from Emys orbicularis (European pond turtle), 1209 nucleotides. RefSeq names its product SS18L1 subunit of BAF chromatin remodeling complex (gene SS18L1). The record is from RefSeq and is a predicted model, not a curated record. The coding region runs from base 1 to 1209 and encodes 402 amino acids. Gene Ontology annotation, biological process: positive regulation of dendrite morphogenesis. The transcript is spliced from 11 exons. Lineage: Eukaryota; Metazoa; Chordata; Testudines; Emydidae. Gene Ontology annotation, molecular function: transcription coactivator activity.
AUGUCGGUUGCCUUUGCUUCUGCUCGCCCGAGAGGCAAAGGGGAGGUCACCCAGCAAACUAUCCAGAAGAUGCUAGAUGAAAAUCACCACUUAAUACAGUGUAUUAUGGACUAUCAGAGCAAAGGCAAAACAGCAGAAUGUACUCAAUACCAACAAAUCUUGCACAGAAACCUGGUUUACUUGGCAACAAUAGCAGACUCUAACCAGAAUAUGCAGUCCCUGCUUCCUGCACCACCAACGCAAAACAUGAAUUUGGGCCCAGGAGGAAUGACUCAGAGUGCAUCCAACCAAUCUCUCCAUUCACAGAGCAAUCUCAGUGAUGCAAUUGGGACAGGCCUUCCUCCUUCCUCCCUCAUGCAGAGUCAGAUUAGCAAUGGUCCUAAUCAUGUGUCUAUGCAGCAGUCAGGCCAGAAUACGAUGCCCACAACCUCUCUGAGUAUGACCGUGAGCAGCCAUGGAACUGGGCCUGGUUAUAGCCAUACAGUGCCUGCAUCUCAGAACGUGCCAAUGCAAGGCCAGGGGUCAAUAGGCAAUUACGUCUCUCGAACAAAUAUCAGCAUGCAGUCUAACCCAGUCUCCAUGAUGCACCAGCAAGCGGCAACAUCCCACUACAACUCGGCACAAGGAGGGAGCCAGCAUUACCAAGGACAGUCCUCCAUUGCCAUGAUGAGUCAGAGCAAUCAAGGCAACAGCAUGAUGGGUCAGCGACCCAUGGGCCCUUACAGACCUUCUCAGCAAGGUUCCUCUCAGCAGUACAUGGGGCAGGAGGAGUAUUACAGUGAACAGUACAGCCAUGGACAAGGCUCAUCAGAACCCAUGAACCAACAAUAUUAUCCAGAUGGUCAUGGUGAUUAUGCAUAUCAGCAGUCAUCCUACACCGAGCAGAGCUAUGACAGGUCAUUUGAGGACUCCACACAGCAUUACUAUGAAGGAGGAAAUUCCCAGUAUAGCCAGCCGCAGGCAGGAUACCAACAGGGAGCUGCGCAACAGCAAACAUAUUCACAGCAACAGUACCCAAAUCAGCAAAACUAUCCAGGACAACAACCUGGAUAUGGUCCUGCACAAGGAGCCUCUUCACAGUAUUCCAGCUACCAACAGGGACAGGGGCAGCAGUAUGGCAGUUACAGAGCUUCUCAGACAGGACCAUCUGCCCAACAACAGAGGCCUUAUGGCUAUGAGCAGGGUCAAUAUGGAAACUACCAGCAAUAA